Messenger RNA from Alligator sinensis (Chinese alligator), 3354 nucleotides. It is a transcript of the gene FBLN1, whose product is annotated as fibulin 1. Gene Ontology annotation, biological process: extracellular matrix organization. The transcript is spliced from 18 exons. Gene Ontology annotation, molecular function: calcium ion binding; peptidase activator activity. Lineage: Eukaryota; Metazoa; Chordata; Crocodylia; Alligatoridae. Bases 1 to 2361 code for a protein of 786 amino acids. The record is from RefSeq and is a predicted model, not a curated record. Gene Ontology annotation, cellular component: extracellular region.
AUGGGCAACAAACAGGAAGAACUGGCACUGCUUCUGGCAGAAGAGGAAUUUGACCUUGUUGGGCUGAUGGAGACCUGGCGGGAAGAUGCAUAUGACUGGGCAGUGGAUAUUGAGGACCAUAGGCUCUAUAGUAAGGAUCGAGUUGGGAAGAAGGGACUCAUGGAACUGCUCUUCCACCUUCACAUUAAGAAAGCUUUCCUUAGUCUUUCUAUCCUGCUGAUUCUCUGUGCAGACAGCAUUCAAGCCCUUACAGCUAGGCUACCAACCUUGGUGUUUCAUGAGAAGACAUGGUCUCAGAAUUCUGUUCAGAUCAGUCAGUCUACAGAACUUACAAUAGAAGAAUGCUGUGAGAGAGGUAAUGAAUGGGCAACUAAAAAUAGAAGAUGCAGUUCACUCCCAUUUCUUUCUGAGUCCAGAGAAUGCAGCAUAGCCCAGGAGCAGUGCUGCCACAGCAAGCUGAAUGAGGAAUACUGCUUGGAGGGCAUUAGUGCUGCCAACCUGCAUGGGGAGUGUGAUCUAGAGGAGGAGAAGAAUUCCACUUGUGAAGCUGAAUCCUUUAAGAAAUGCUGUUUCUGUUGCUUGCUGGGACACAGUGCCCAACUUGAAGGAAAGAGCUGUGACUCGAACCUAAAGAUAGGACAACAGUGUAGGAAUAUUUUCAGCGACUGCUGUGCUAAAGGUCAAGGAAGCACUGACAUGUCUGUUAGUGAUGAUGUUCCGAAGAAGAACCAAGUUGACAUUUCAAAAGAGGAAGUAGACCAAGAAGAUCCUUACCUUCAUGAUGGCUGCAGAGGUGCUGGUCCCUGUUCCCAGCAGUGUAGGGACACGGGAGCCAGUUUUAUUUGCUCCUGCUUUGUUGGAUACCAGCUUCAGUCUGAUGGCGUCACUUGUGACGAUGUUAAUGAGUGUAUCACUGGGGCACACAACUGUGGGAUUGGACAAACUUGCAUCAAUACCCUGGGAUCCUUUCGCUGUCAGCGUGACACGAGCUGUGGAACUGGUUACGAAUUGACUGAUGAAAGUCUCUGCAAAGAUAUUGACGAAUGUGAGACUGGUACUCAUAACUGCCCCCCCGAUUUUAUCUGUCAGAAUACUCCAGGAUCUUUCCGUUGCCGCCCCAAGCUACAGUGCAUGAAUGGGUUUAUACAAGAUGCACUAGGCAACUGUAUCGAUAUUAAUGAGUGCCUCAGCACCAACAUGCCAUGUCCAGUUGGGCAGAUAUGCAUUAACACUGAUGGCUCAUAUACCUGCCAAAGGAUCACACCAAACUGUGGGCGUGGUUAUCACCUCAAUGAGGAUGGAAUGAGAUGUGUAGAUAUAGAUGAGUGCUCAUCAUCCAGCCAGCCAUGUGGAGAAGGACAUGUUUGUAUAAAUGCCCCUGGCAGUUACCGCUGUGACUGCAAAUCAGGCUACUCAUUUGAUGCCAUCAGUAGAACUUGUGUUGACAUCAAUGAGUGCAGGCGCUACCCUGGACGUCUUUGUGCUCACAAAUGUGAGAACACUCCUGGAUCCUAUUACUGCACCUGUACCAUGGGCUUCAAACUUUCUAUUGACAGCAGGUCAUGUGAAGACUUAAAUGAAUGUGAGAGCAACCCCUGUAGUCAAGAGUGUGCCAACGUGUAUGGUUCCUAUCAGUGUUAUUGCCGUCGGGGCUAUCAGCUUAGUGAUAUAGAUGGAAUCACCUGUGAAGAUAUUGAUGAAUGCGCUUUACCUACUGGAGGGCACAUUUGUUCUUAUCGAUGUGUUAAUGUUCCUGUCAGCUUUCAGUGCCCCUGCCCCUCUACCGGGUACAGAUUGGCACCUAAUGCACGAAACUGCCAAGAUAUCGAUGAAUGUGCUGCAGAAACACACAAUUGCUCAUUCAAUGAGACCUGCUUUAACAUCCAGGGUGGUUUUCAUUGUCUCUCUUUGCAGUGUCCAGAAAACUAUCGCAAAUCGGGAGAUACAUACAGACUUGAAAAGACUGAUACUAUUCGCUGUAUCAAGUCUUGCCGACCAAAUGAUGUCAACUGUGUUCUGGAUCCAGUCCACACAAUUUCUCACACUGUCAUUUCACUACCCACGUUCAGAGAAUUCACAAGACCUGAAGAGAUUAUUUUUCUCCGUGCCAUUACACCUGCAUAUCCAGCCAACCAGGCAGAUAUCAUAUUUGACAUAACAGAAGGAAAUCUGAGGGACUCUUUUGACAUCAUCAAACGCUAUAUGGAUGGUAUGACAGUGGGUGUUGUUCGUCAGGUGAAGCCCAUUGUUGGACCUUUCCAUGCUAUCCUGAAACUGGAGAUGAACUACGUCAUGGGUGGGGUUGUCUCUCAUCGUAAUAUUGUCAAUGUGCACAUCUUUGUCUCUGAAUACUGGUUCUGAGAGAGCUUUUCCAAUCCCAAACAAGCAGACUGCUCCAUAGGAAAACAUUACCACAAGUUAUUAUGUUAUAUGCCUGUUUGUAAAAUGUACUAGUGUUUGUUUUAAUAUUGGUUUAUAGGUUAAUUAAGACAAAUACAAAGCUAUGUUGACUAGAAGUAGGAUGGAGCAAAUUAAAUGAGCCUGAUUUAGUUGUGUAUAAAUAAGUAGUGUGUAAAAGUGCUCAACUGCCUAACAAUUUUAAAAAUGGUCCAAAUGUUUGGGCAAAUUAUAGCUUUUGCUCCUCUACCAGAUAACCCGGGCUAUAUAAUGUGUGAGGGAAAUGGACUCUUCAGGGGCUGAUAUGAUGAAUACAAAGUUCCUUUGAAGGAAAAAAAGAGUGAAAAGUGAUUAAGGAUUUUGCCUCAAUUUGAGAUAUCUUAAAGGGAACGUGAAACAUCCAUACUCCAGCUCCUUUUGUGUAACUCUAGCUGGGUACCCAAAAUCACUCGCCACUUUUGAAAAUCUUGACUUCAAGAUUUGAAAAAAGCUGUUUUACUGCAGUUACAAUAGGAAAUGAAAAAAGAAUAAAAGUAGCAAGUGGAAAACAAGAGCCAGUGCAGCUAUCAGAUAAUAUACUUAAAUUUUUCAGAUUAUCAAAUAAAAUAGACUAUAAAAUGAAGUAUGUUGGAUUCAACUUAACCAAAUACCUCCAGCAAAAAUUAACCUGCUACACAGAUACAGCAUAUUGUCUGCAUGUCAGACUUAAAUAUAUGCAACAAUACAUUACAUUCCUUGAUAGAUACCUCUAGGCUGUUAGAAGGUCAAGCACAGUACAAUAUUUUACUUGAUGAAGAAACUAGCUUAUUAGGCUGUAAACUUUUUGUGCGUCAGACCAAAGCAUAUCCAAUAAUACAAUGAAACUCUCUUGAGUAAAGGAAGGUUGAAUUUCCUCGGCAUCAAAGUAGUGUCUUUUUUAAUUACAAAAGUGAAAAUAAAUAGCUCCAUGUUUCAGUU